Molecule: messenger RNA, 1729 nt
Organism: Neopelma chrysocephalum (saffron-crested tyrant-manakin)
Lineage: Eukaryota; Metazoa; Chordata; Aves; Passeriformes; Pipridae
Exons: 2
Coding region: 362-1171 (269 amino acids)
Source: RefSeq, a predicted model, not a curated record
UGAGCCAAUCUGGUUCUAGCCUCCACUCCUGCUGAGCGAGAGUGCGAGGUUUGGAGCAUCUAGUCAGACUUCUUCAAGUGCUGGGUUGUGUGUUGGGAGCUGCCUUUGGCAGCUCUUUCUGCCCAUUGCAGAGCCAUCAGUAUUUUUUCCCAGCCCUGCUUGGCUCAGGCAGCCUGGCACUGUAGGUAGCAGUGAAGGUCGGCUACCUUCAGUAGCUCUAUAGGGAAAAACACCCCCCUGGGUGGGGCAGGUGAUCAGGUUCAGGGAACCAGGAGGGUGUCCUUCUUGAGAGAGCUGGGCAUUUCUUUUUCCCCUUGCUGGGAUAGUCAGGAGGGCUGUCCCACAGUCACACAGUUCUCUCAUGCUCUGUGUGACGCCGACGACAGGGAGCAUCUCCUGGUCCUUGGCUCUCCCCAGUAUGCUGCAGAGCACAAAAAUGGCCAUGGAGACAGCCUGGAGCUGCCCCAUCUGCCAGGACACUCGGAGGAGCAGGGCUUCUGUUCUGCCCUGUCGCCACCAGUUCUGCCUGAGCUGCAUCCUGCAGUGGGCACAGAGAAAUCCAUCAUGCCCACUCUGCAGAACACCGAUAGAUGCUGUCAGGUUUUCUGAGCAGGGCAGAUGGGACUCUCUUCUGUUUGUCAUCAUGCAUCCUGGAGAGUCACCACAGGCCAGCAGCCAGGCAAGACGAGCUUCUGGAGAGUCACCGGAGACUCCCACGGUGGGGGAAAGUGGCCCCCAAUGCCCUGUGGCAUCCCCUUCAUCUUCUCCGCAGGGGACAGUGUCCCCACCUGAGCAGGGGGCUGCAGGGCCAGAGCCCAUGGGUGGCAUUCUGCCCGAGGUCUGGGCAGAACUUUUCCGACGACAACAGCAUCUCCUGGACCCUGUGCUGCCCUGGCUACGCCAGAGGCUUGAGAAAAUUUACUGCAACUGGUGGUUGCCAGUACAGGUUGCUGAGAGCAGAAUCCUGUCUGAUCUCUGUGUCUAUGGUCUACAUGAGGAGACCUUGAUCCUUAGGCUGCAGAACCACCUCAGAGGACGUGCAGCACCACUGGUUCGUGACCUUAUCAAUGUUAUUUUGAGCCAGUGCAGUGAGGAGGCUCAGAGGCUCCUGCACUCCCACACUGAUGGAGAGGAAACAGGUGGGAGCUAUGUUUCAAAGUGUGACUUUUGAUCAUGAUCUCUCUGGAGUUAGACUCCAGAGUCCCCUGGACACCUGAUCUUAAUUUUGAGGAAUCCAUCCACCGCAUGGAUCUAUCCUGGAGCUGUUGGUCGCAGAAGUACGUAAUACCUUGGAGCGGUGUUUCAGAUGUCAAGCGUCCCAGCGUCUCAGUUUAGCCAUCUGUCAGCCUCUGAUGACCUAAAGUUCUCAAAGGGAACUGGCUCUGCUUUCCUGAUUCUUUGCUGCACAAUGGAGUUUUGGAAAAUCUCAUGAACUUCAGUUCUUGCUGGAAUUUCUUGUAAAGAAAGAUCAGGUUUCUCAUGGGCUCACUCAACAAAGAUGGAGCCAUUCCAGACCUUCUCACCGGCCAUGACAGUACUGCACAUGUACGUGGAAAACCCAUUUUCCUAAGUGAUUACUUUCCUUGUCUAGUCUUACAGUAAAAUUAGCCUGCUGAGAAACAAUUGCUGUAACUGAAUUGAAAGCAUACUAGACAACAUUCAUUCUGAAAUAUAGAUUUAAUAAAGUCAUAUAUGAAAACAAACAUGAAUACUGUCAGAGAGUCUUUAU